UUCCAUGAUAACCUAGAAUCUAGUUUCUUCCAACACAAAAACAAAAAGACCUAUCUAUCCCCACGUAUAUCCAGAAUCUUCUAGACCACGCAGGAAGAUGCUUCUUUCCCUUUGCACCCUGUACAAUGAGAAAGAAGAAACACUUCAAGGUUUAAGUAACACCCACUUGCUUGUUCAAUUUCCCAGCCCCAAAUUCUAAUUCUUCAACCACAACAGAAACUGCAUCAAAAUUUCAAAAUGUUUGGAGUAGUUUUCCCAAAUCGAAGCUUCCCAAUCGACAUCUCAACCUUCGCUCAAAUCGACACCUUCCACUGGAUCCUCGACAUGAACCAUUUCGUAGGUGAGGCGUACGACCAGGUCACCGAAGUCUGCAUCUUCCUCCUCAACGGCUUCACGCUGCCACCGGAGAAAGCCCUCGCCGUCUACGUCCAGUCACCAGGCUCCCCCUUCGUCUUCUGCGGCGCCGUCACGCUCGCCCGCCCCUCCGCGGUGCUCACCCUCCCGUGGCCGGAGCCCGGCGCGGGGUCCGGCCAACCUCCGCAGCUGACCGCCGACGCGCAGCCGCUGUCAGCGAAGAUCGGGGUGUCGGUGGAGGAUCUUGCAACGCUGCCGUCGCUUGACGUCGCCGGGGAGAAGCGGAUCGAGCGGUUGGCGAUGAAGGUGGGUGAGAAUUUGUUCAACUUCAUGCAAUCGUUCUGCGGCGUUGAUGGGUCGAAGUUGAUUGUUCCGAUGGAUAUCUUGGAUCGGUGGUUCAUCAAGUUUCAAGAGAGGGCCAAGCGUGACCCUGAGUACUUGAAGGGUUUCGCUUUGUAAGUUAAAGUUUUCAUGUUUUUCUUCUUCCCCUUUUGAAUUAGAUUUUGGAAACUUUUUUUUCAAUGUUGAGAAAUGAAUUGAUAGUGAAUAGAAAAAAAUGGGUCCUCUUUGUGUUGUGAUUCUAAUAUGGAUGUGUGUUUUGUGGAAAAAUUGCAUUUCAAUUUAUGUUCAUGAUGUGGUGUUCUGACUGAAAGUAACAAUGAGGGAAGAGAUGGUGGAUAGUUUAGAACAUGGUGAUGGUUCAUUCUACUUCUUCAUGUAUAUUUGGAUACAAUUGAGUGCAGUGUGAAGAAGAGAUUCAUCUCUAUUAGCUUUUGUUUGUACUAGUGUCAACUAUUAUCCAAACAUAGUUAUUUUUUUUUUCUUUUGCAAGAUUUGAAUUUGAAGUGUGUGUGUGUGGUGUUUUUGUGAUAGUAAAUGUUACUAGAGAGGUAGACACUGAUAACAUGAGCUUUGUUGCUGAAAGUUGGUCAUGAAAGUUAUUGUUUCGAACUUCAGGACAGGGAAAUGUGAUCCAUAUUUGAAGAUUCUAAUAAUAAUUUUUAUGUUGUUGGUGGUGGGUGAUUGCUGUCUUGGCGCGCUCCCCCGGAUGGGUGGGUGGCCCUCAACGUGGAUGGAUCGUCACUUGGUAAUCCGGGGCCGGCUGGAGCCGGUGGUGUUGUUCGUGAUACAGCGGGAAGGUGGUGCGUGGGGUUCUCAGCCUUUGUAGGGGUCUCAGAGAUCCUGAAGGCUGAGUUGUUGGCCAUUCCUUAUGGGCUUCACCUUUGUUGGGAGCGUGGGUUCCGUCGGAUUGUGGUCUUCUCUGACUCGCAACAUGCCUUAUUGCUCUUGGAGCAUGGGUGCGGGAGGUUUCAUGCUUAUGCAGCUGUUUUGGGGUUGAUUCAUGAGCUGGUGAGUAAGGAUUGGGUUGUGAGGUUUGAGCACAUCCGUCUUGAGGGCAACGCAGUUGCGGAUCUUUUGGCUAAGGAUGGUGCUCGCGGGUCUUGUCGGAUGCGUUGUUUGGAUUCUCCUCCGGCAGAAGCGGCUCCUCUGCUUGCGGCUGUGGCACUCUCUUUAUGAGGCGCUAGUGUGUGGUCCUUUUUUGCUUUUCUUUAAGCUGUUAUGUACCCAAAAAAAAAUAUAGUUAAUACUUGUUGUGUAUGGUACUAGAUCAUGUUUUAGCUUUUAAAACAAGAAUUCUACUUUUAA
Messenger RNA from Lotus japonicus, 2001 nucleotides. Its product is annotated as protein OPI10 homolog. The transcript is spliced from 2 exons. Bases 238 to 813 code for a protein of 191 amino acids. Gene Ontology annotation, biological process: protein import into nucleus. Gene Ontology annotation, cellular component: nucleus; cytosol. NCBI's taxonomy places the organism in Eukaryota, Viridiplantae, Streptophyta, Magnoliopsida, Fabales, Fabaceae. The record is from RefSeq and is a predicted model, not a curated record. Gene Ontology annotation, molecular function: nuclear import signal receptor activity.